This is a messenger RNA of Arachis duranensis, 4094 nucleotides long. Its product is annotated as protein CROWDED NUCLEI 3. Lineage: Eukaryota; Viridiplantae; Streptophyta; Magnoliopsida; Fabales; Fabaceae. Gene Ontology annotation, biological process: nucleus organization. The coding region runs from base 246 to 3905 and encodes 1219 amino acids. The record is from RefSeq and is a predicted model, not a curated record. The transcript has 8 exons. Gene Ontology annotation, cellular component: nucleus.
UCUGCAAUUAACCAUUCACUUGGGUUCGAAUCUCUCUCCAACGACUGUUAUACAUAAGGUGGGGAGAAAGUUCGCAAAAAAGUUUAACUCAAAUCCAAAACCCUUCCUUUAAUCCGUUCCCAUCUUCCUCAGUCCUCACUCCACAUUCCACAAGCACCCAAAGACGAACAAUCUCCAAUUUUCUUUCUCCGGCAAAACCUUUACCGGGUUCUUUCCGGCGAGUUUUAAUUUCUACACAAGGCGCAAUGUUCACGCCGCAGAGGAAGGCGUGGCCCGCGGCAUCUACGUUCACGCCUCACCGAGGCGGCGGGGCGGCAAGUUCUGCUCUAUUCAAGGGCAAGGCCGUCGUUGUCGCCGACGAUCCCGCUCCGCCGCCGCCGCCGUUGGGCUCUCUGAGCGAAGCAACCCGGGAGACGGAUGUGACGGUAGGGUUCGAUGGGGGGAGCGUCGAUGAUUGGAAGAAGUUCAGAGAAGUAGGUUUGCUCGAUGAGGCGGUUAUGCAGCGAAAAGACCAUGAAGCACUCUUGCAGAGGGUGUCUAGGCUCGAAAAAGAGCUUUUGGACUACCAGGAGAACAUGGGCAUCCUGUUGAUUGAAAGAAAAGAAUGGAAUCUGAAGUUUGAUCAAUUAAGGCAAGAACUAUCUGCGACUGAGGAGAUUCUUAAACGAGAACAAUCAUCACAUUUGAUCGCAUUAUCCGAAAUACAAAAGAGAGAGGAAAAUUUGAGGAAAGCAUUAAUCACAGAAAAGCAGUGCGGGGCUGAUCUUGAGAGAGCCCUGCGUGCGAUGCAACAAGAGCAUGCCCUAGUUCAUUCGUCCUCCAAGACGAAGUUAUCUGAAGCAAAUGCAUUGGUUGAUGGUAUUGAAGAGAAGUCUUCACUGGUCAACAAGAAACUGCAUGAUGCAGAAUCUAAGCUUGCUGAGGUGAACAGCAAAAGUGCAGAGCUGGAUAUGAAGUUGCGAGAACUGGAGGUUCGUGAAAGUUUGCUUUGCAAGGAACAGUUGUCGGUGGCUACCGAUCGAGAAUCAUUUGAAGCAACGUCCCACAAACAGAGGGAAGAUUUGAAGGAGUGGGAGAAGAAACUUCAGCAAAGAGAAGAUAUGUUAUGUGGUGGUAGGCGAAAUCUUGGUGAGAGAGAGGAGAAGAUGAUUGAGACUGAAAAGAUAUUGUCGAAGAAAGAGAGACAUUUAGAAGUGUUGGAAAAGAAUAUUAAUUCCUCUAUGUCUUUGUUGGAAGAAAAGAAAGCCGAGAUAAGUACAAGACUAGCAGAUCUAGAUGCUAAAGAAGAGAAAGUUGAUUCUGUAAAGAGCUUGCUGGAUGUUAAAGAGAAAGAAUUACUUGCACUGGAACUGAAGCUUAGUGCUAGAGAAAAAGAGGGGAUUGAGAAGCUCCUUCAAGAGCAGAAGGUUAUGCUGGAUUUGAAGUUGCAGCAGUUUGAGCUGGAAACAGAGGAAAGACGGAAAUCUCUCCUUCAGGAGUUUAGAAGCAAGGAGGAAGACUUGGAGCAGAGGGAAGCUGAAAUCAACCACAGGCAGAAGGUUGUCGAAAAAGAAGAACAUGGUUUGAGUAAGAAGGCUGAGAGAAUAAAGGAACAAAGUAAGGAACUUGAAACAAAAUCUAAAUCUUUAAAGGAGAAAGAAAAGGAUAUUAAGGUCAAUGAAAAAGUGUUGGAGAAGGAAAAACAGCAAUUGCUUGCUGACGUGGAAAAUCUGCAGAAUUUAAAAGAUGAACUUGAUAAGCUUAAAGAUGAGAUUUCUCAGCAGAAGCAGAAAAUAUGCAAAGAAAUUGAAGAUUUGAAACUUACUGAAGAAGAGAGAGCUGAGCAUUCUCGGUUGCAAUUGGAACUAAAGCAGGAGAUAGAACAUACCAGAUUGCAGAAGGAUUCUCUUAUGAAUGAAGUUGAAAGCUUAAGGGAGGAUAGACUGAGGUUUGAGAAAGAGUGGGAAGGAUUGGAUGAGAAAAGAGCUGAAAUUAAUAGAGAGAAACAUGAAAUUGAUGUGGAGAACGAAAGAUUAAGAAAACUACAUCACAGUGAAGAUGAACGGUUGAAAAGGGAGAGACACGAUAUGCAAGAUCAUAUAAGGAAUCAACUAGAUAAGCUUGAACUAGAGAAGGAAUCAUUUAGAGAAUCAAUGAAGCAAGAGAAACUUCUUUUGUCUGAAAAGUUGAAGAAUGAGAAAUUGCAGAUGCUUCAGGAUUUUGAAUGGAAGAUAAGUUCUCUUGAGAUUGAAAUCCAGAAAAGGCAGGAUGAAAUGGAGAAAGAUCUGCAGGAAAGAGAGAGAAAAUUUCAGGAGAAGAUGGAAAGGGAGCUUAAUAAUAUUAAUGUCUUGAAGGAUGUUACUGAGAAGGAAUGGGAAGAAGUGAAGUCUCAGGGCCUUAGGUUAGAAAAUGAGAGGAAGGAGCUUGAGUCAAACAAGCAGCAGUUGAAGUCAGGCCAACGUGAGAUGCACGAGGACUCUGAAAUGCUUAUGAAUCUAAGCCGGAAGGUUAAAAAUGAACGUGAAAUACUUGUGGCUGAAAGAAAUCAAUUUCUUGCAUUUGUUGAGAAGCUAAAGUGUUGCAAGGAGUGUGGUGAGGUUGUUGGGGGCUUUGUUGUAUCUGAUCUUCCGUUGCCUGACUUUAAACAAAGAUCCAUUGUUCCCUCAGCCACCUCUCCUAUUCUGAAUGGUAUGCCGAGUAAGAACUCCCAGGACAAGGUAGCUGCUUCCAAUUUGGACUCUUCUGGAUCUACAUGGACCGGAAAUUGGCUCCUCCGUAAAUGUAGACCAAUCCUCGGUUUAUCUCCAAAUAAAAGAACUGAUGGCGUUGGUUCUUCUAAUGAGGAUGGGACAAUGCCACUUUCAGAUGUGAAUGUUGCUACAGAAAAGGUACCUGAACUGGAAUCUCUGCCCAUUAUAGAAGGAGCUGAGGUCACUCUUGAAGAACAACAGCUAGCAGAUGGAGCUCAUCACUCUUCGGAAACUCCACAACCCCAAUUUGAGAGAAUUUUUCGACAGGUGGAUGUUCAAAACACAGAGUCCAUGGAUGAUCAUAGCUACAGGGAUAGCUUUGUAGAUGGAAGUCCAGAUGAUUCUCAGCAGUCAGUUCCAAACCGCAGUCGGGGCAGACCUGGGAAGAAAAGCAAAUCUGGAAUUGCUAGAACACGCUCAGUGAAGGGUGUAGUUAGAGAGGCCAAUGAGUUCCUAGGGCAAGCCUCUGAGGAAAUAGAAAAUGCGAGUUUGCUGUCUCUCAAUGCCGAUCAUUUCAAAGAAGACAGUCAAGGAGACUCUAGUCAAAUUGAUGAAGCUGUUGGUAGGACUGGAAGGAAGCGACAACGCGCACAAACUUCAAGAAUUACUGAAAGUGAGCAGAAUGCAGAUGAUAGUGAUGGACAAUCAGAAAGCAUUACAGCUGGGGGGCACAGGAAGAAGAGGCAAAUGGCUGCUCCACCUGCACAAGUUACUGGAGAGAAGCGAUACAAUCUCAGGCAUCCAAAGAUUGUAGGUUCUACAGUAGACUUUUCCAAUAGAACACGAGGCGUGCAGAAAGAAGUUGCUUCUAGUAAACCAGAGCUGAAUAAAAUUCCUGAAGUUGACCCUGGUGCCUCAUUAGUAGAAGCAGACGGCAACAUCCAAAGCACAGUUCCCGUACAGGUCUCGACGACAAGAACCUUGGAAGAAAGGGUUGUAAGGUUUGAAGUAUCAAGAGACAUUGUGGAUGACAAUGGUGCUGUAACCAAUUCUGUGGAUUGUGUGGAAAAAAAUGGUGCCACAGAAUAUGAAGACGAAGGUGGAAGCACAAACCUUGGGGUUGAAAAUGAUAUUAGGGAGGGAGAAAUAGGGGAGGAGGCAGCGGAGGCAGAGGCGGAGGCGGAGGGAGGCGGAGGCAGGCGGAGGAAGAGGAGGAGGAGGAGGAGUCUGCAAUAAAGAUGAUCUUUAAAUUUUUCACAUCAUGAUUGAACUAGUUCCUAUUUGUCAUGGAUAUUACAAUAGAAAUACUUGUAUCCUCAUUCCUUCUAAUUAGGGAACUCUUUUAAAUAGGCAAGCAGCUAUGAAGCAACUAUAUAAUCUUACUUGGGGUUAAGGUUAACCUCCGUGUUCUCUUGUCUUAUGGGA